Molecule: messenger RNA, 234 nt
Organism: Mesorhabditis belari
Lineage: Eukaryota; Metazoa; Nematoda; Chromadorea; Rhabditida; Rhabditidae
Source: the annotation of a GenBank genome assembly
AUGCCUCAACGUCAAUCGGAUUUACAAAAGACUUUGCAAGGAGACCGCCAAAGCCUCUCCAUGCAGUACCAGGGAAGUCACAGUGGUUGUCGAUCAAUGGACUCGAUUCCAAGUGAUGGACAACAAAUUAUGGGGCGUGACAUCAUGAUUGAGGAUCACAUUGGGAAAGGUGAAAAGAGUGGCGAGAUCGAGACAAACAAUCGAUUGACUCAUGAACGAUUCUCGGACAAGAAA